AUGUUAAAGAGGCAAAUUCGAAUAAUAAAUAUUAGAGCAAAUCGAGAUAAGCCCGGUCUUAAACCACAACAUGUAUGCGGCCUUCAACUAUUGAGCGACAUUUUUCAAUCAGAAUUGCAGGGCGAUAAGAUUGGAUCUAAAGAAAUUUUAUUUUAUCCAAAUCAUGAAAUUAAAGAAGAAUUGAAGACCUUCAUAGCAGAUACCAAGACUGCAGGGAGUAUUUCGUUAUUGAUACAAAUCUCUUUACCACCGCUUCUGUUUUCCGCGUCACCACCUAAAUCUUACCUAGCACUUCCACCACGAGCAAGAAAAGUUAUUCUCAAAGGUGGAACUGCAGUUUUCAGACCUAUUGUACUACGCGAGUUUGACAUUAAUUUUGAUGUUAACAUUACAAGACGUGGAUAUUGGCCUCAAGGUGGAGGAGACGUUAUGUUGCGAGUAGAUCCAAUAGUUGGAAGAGCUUUAAAUCCGUUAAAGAUAAUAGAUCGUGGUACAUUUAUAAGUAUUAAAGGUCGAGUGAAUCUUGUUAAUAUGGCAAAACAGGUUGCAGAUAAAAUGAUUUCAGGUGCAAUACAAACAAUUUCUAGUGCAAUGUUGACCGAAAUUAAUAAAAUAAAACCUAAAAUAGAAGUUAAUAUUGAGAAAAACGUUAUAAAAGGAUCAGAUAUACUAUUAUGGGCAGAGACAAGCACUGGAUGUAUAAUAAGUGGCCACGCGAUUUCUAAAAAAAAAGAUGUUGGAAAAUUAGCUGCAAACGAACUUUUGAAUAAUAUUAGACACGGUGGAUGUGUAGAUGAAUAUCUCCAAGAUCAAUUGAUAAUAUUUAUGUCACUUGCUGAAGGAAAAUCUCAAUUGGUCACUGGUCCUAUAACCAUGCAUACUAUUACUGCAAUACAUUUUGUGGAGAAAAUGUCAGGAAUAAAAUUUCAAAUUUCCAAAUUUUCAUCUGAAUCACAACAAUAUUUGCCAAUAGAAAAACUAGAUUAUAUUUCAAUUAUUUCAAUUAAAUAUUAG
Messenger RNA from Diversispora eburnea, 1014 nucleotides. Lineage: Eukaryota; Fungi; Glomeromycota; Glomeromycetes; Diversisporales; Diversisporaceae. The record is from the annotation of a GenBank genome assembly.